Suillus bovinus is the source of this 318-nucleotide messenger RNA. RefSeq lists its product as uncharacterized. NCBI's taxonomy places the organism in Eukaryota, Fungi, Basidiomycota, Agaricomycetes, Boletales, Suillaceae. The transcript has a single exon. The record is from RefSeq and is a predicted model, not a curated record. The annotation marks the transcript as partial.
ACUGCAGACAAGCUGUUUUUCACUCACUUAGUGUAUAUGUUCAGCUGCUUGAUUGGCGGCACUGAUUUCCCUCUUGUGCUAAUUCAUCCUUAUGAUGUCAGUAUCCCCAGUAGUCGUCAAAGGCGAGACAACGACCUUGGACUAUGGCGUGUGCAGGCCAAACCUCGCUUAUCCUCUGAAAUCAUUUCCGUCUGGUCAAUCAUUCGUGGAGUUGCUCUCGCAAGCGAUCCUGAAAUGCCUGGCGAUUACUUCGUCAUCCACACUGUGGACAAUGACAUAUUUCUUCAAAUCAAGGCCCUCCAAGCUCAACCAUUGUGA